GUUUUUCUAUAACUGCGGUUUAUCUGACUGAAUUUACUUUACAUGAAAAUAUCUUACACACAUUAAAAAACAAGAAACUGCAAUAAAAUUGUAUUAUUUUAAAUAGAUAUGACUUUGCUUGAAGCUGCAGAGACCACAAUACCUAAGGUAAUAGCUGUUGAAAAGUUGUUUGACAUUCCAAAUGGAUCAGGCAACGAUUAUAUUGAAUUUGAGUCUUUAAGAAGCGAUGAACCAGUAACAGAAGAGACUGUUUUAGAAGAAAUUACCCUUGAUAUGCCAAUUAUCAUUACUGAAGUAAAAACUAUGAACAAAAAUAAAUCUGAUCUGACUUAUGGGGUAUCAGAAUUUCAAGAUUAUUAUGAAAACAGAAUCUUUGUUGAACAGCCUGAAGCAGAAAGAGUCGCAACAGUAGACAACAAUAUACAUAUUGAAAGUCUGCCAAUUACUAUUAUUGAUGCAACAAUGGUGACCACUAACAAAACUGACCUUCCCUAUGGGGCCACAGAUUUUCAAAAUACAUAUGAAAGUUGUGAAUUGGUUAUACAGCCCGAGACCGAACCAAUAUCAUCAAGAGAACAGAACGAUCCGCAACUUCAUUUAAAUCUACUCCACCGUAAUUCUCAAAUGACUCCAGUCUGUCGAUUUCUUGAUCAUUCUGACGCUGAAGAAGACCCUUUUAUCGGUGAUGAUCAACUCAAUGAUCCUGAUUUUAUACCUCCAAUAGAAACGGAUUCAGAUCGCGAUUCAGAAGAGCAUAUCAUACCUCCGAAAAAAACUAAAAUAAAUAAUCAGAACUCCGCAGGCGAUAAUCAUCCGCAGCCUUUUGCUGUAUUAAGUAAACGAUGCCGAAAGAUUAGAAAAGAGAGAAAGGAUAAAAGAAACUCAGGUCAGUCGUACGUAACUGAAACUGGGAAAAUGAUAUCUGAGAAAAGAUUCCGGAUUGUCGGCGAAAGUGUAAGAAUCGGUUUGAUUACAAUUUAAGAAAAGGAUUGUUUGACUCAUUUUGGUCAAUGAAUAGUAGAAACAGAAGAUCUGAUUAUCUCAGCGGCUUGAUAACAUCUGGCCCUAAAGCAACUCAGAGAUUGCGACAUCAGAACGGACCUCUAAGAAAUCGUACUCUAAGUAACGUGUAUAAUUUAAAAGUCAACGGCGAUUUGCAACCCAUUUGCAAAACUUGUUUUCAAAAGACAUUUGAUGUCACCGACGGAUUUAUAAAGUAUAUGUUAGCUUCAAGAUCAGUACAUUUACUGAUCUUGAAGCUAACAUUAUAUCUUGAAGCUAACAUUAUAUCUGCUAUUCCUGCAUCAUUAUGCAGGAAUAGCAGAAAUGGACCGAAGGGGUAUUAAUCCGCCAAUUUCAAAAACAUCAGAUGAACGAAGAAGUCUAGUCAUUGAUCAUAUAAAUUCUUUUAAAUCAAUAUCUGGCAGCAAAUUUAAAUGUUCGUUUGAUGUAUUCUUUAUACAAAGAGCAAACUACUACUCCUGUAUCGUAUGAUAUCUACAGACAGAUUUUUAACGAUAUGAAUUUGUCUUUUAAGUUGCCACACAAUGAUACGUGCAAUACAUGUGACACUUAUUGUUUAAAACUAAAAAUAGCUACCAGUAAUGAAGAUCGGGAGGUCAUUCAAACUGAAUGGAAUAAACAUAAGGAUAUAGCUGAUAAGCAUUAUCUAGCUAAAUCCCAAGACAAAGGGGAAGCGAAAAUAAACAAAUCCACAAAGAUGAUAUCGUUUGAUCUUCAGCAAGUUCUAGCAACUCCCCACAUUCAAACAAGUAUUAUGUUCUACAAACGUCAGUUAUCCGUUUAUAAUUUGACAAUUUACGAAGGGACAGAAAGUAUUGCACACAAUUUUUUGUGAGACGAAACCAUAGCUGGCCGAGGGGCAAAUCAGAUAGGUUCCUGUUUAUAUAAAUAUUUUAUGGCUUUGCCUGAACAUAUUUCCCAUGUUGUCAUGUAUUCAGAUACAUGUACAGGGCAAAACCGAAAUUCGCACAUAGCUGCUAUGUGUUUCUCAGUUCUGCAGCAGCACCCCUUUCUUAAAGUAAUUGACCAUAAAUUUAUGCUAAGUGGACACGCCCAUAUGGAAUGUGACACCGCACAUGCUAUGAUUGAAAAGAAAAAAAAAGGACGGAUAUGAGAAUUCACCACCCACGUGAUUGGGCUCAGCUAAUCCGUUCUGUCGGGAAGAAGGGAACAUUUUUAGUCACUGAGAUGCUGCAAGCAGAUUUUUAUGAUUUUAAGGCCCUUUACAAUCAAAAGCUUCAAGUUAAAACCCGAAAUUCUGAAAACGAAAAGUUUAUAUGGCACGAUGUUCAGUGGUUGAGAUUGACAAAAGAUCAGAUUGGCGUAAUGCAAUAUAAAACCUCUGUUGACAUAGAUGAACCUUUUAAAAGUAUUUCUUAUCUACGAAGGCGGCAAAAUAACCCGGAUUUAGUACCUCAACCCCAAUACACAGCAUUUUUACCAAUAUCUAAAGAGAAAAAGAAAAAUUUGUUAAGUGUCUUACAUUUGAUAGAUCCUGUAUUUCAUGAUUAUUACAAAAACCCACCCACCUCUUCAGCACAAAAAAAUGGGUCUGAUGGUUCUGAAGAAGAUGAGUAGUGUAUUGGUCAAUUUUCAUAUAUUUCAUCUUAAUAUUGCGUCGCAGAAUAUAUUAUUAGGAGGUUUUAGGAUGUUAGGAGAACUCUUUACGAUAUUUUGAUAUGUUUAAAAAAAAAACUUUAAAUAAAGUUUAAAAGUUGA
Anthonomus grandis grandis is the source of this 2742-nucleotide messenger RNA. RefSeq lists its product as uncharacterized. The record is from RefSeq and is a predicted model, not a curated record. The coding region runs from base 109 to 981 and encodes 290 amino acids. NCBI's taxonomy places the organism in Eukaryota, Metazoa, Arthropoda, Insecta, Coleoptera, Curculionidae. The transcript is spliced from 5 exons.